Molecule: messenger RNA, 1356 nt
Organism: Cyphellophora europaea CBS 101466
Lineage: Eukaryota; Fungi; Ascomycota; Eurotiomycetes; Chaetothyriales; Cyphellophoraceae
Exons: 1
Coding region: 1-1356 (451 amino acids)
Source: RefSeq, a predicted model, not a curated record
AUGACACAAAUCACCCACAAAACCGUGCUAACAUCAUGCAUCUAUAUCCUCCUCGGUUGCCGAGGCAUCCACGCCGGCGUCAGUGACUCGCAGAUGCAAUACGCAGGCUCCAAGUCCGACUCUGACUCCAUUCCCUCAGACUCAACCGAAGACCUAACGCCAUGGCCAACCCAGCGCGUCCCCGGCAUGAAUCUGGACGAGAUCAUCUCCUACGAGAACGGCCACAACUUCAACCUCCGCCCGUCCAGAUCCGUUGCCCUCGCCAACCGCCAACCCAAAGAGACCCUCGUUACCGUCACGGGCACUGCCAACACCAACACCAACAGCUCCUCCGUCGCCAACAUACCCCCCGACACGACCCCGCCGCCCGACCUCAGCGAAGCCCCCAACUCACUAGACCACGCCGUCGACAAGCGCAAGGCCAGCACGCGUCCAGACCCGCUCUACAAACACCCGGACCCCAACGGGCCGGACGGCAUGCCCAACUACGUAGCCUGGUUCGACCGCGGCUGCAACUUCGGCAACCUCCCCAACUGGACCUGGAAGCGGUCCUCGGACGACAACUCGACUAACUCGCGCCCUCCUAACGGCGGCGGCGGCGCCGGCGACGGCGCCCAGGACAUCAUCGACCGCUACCUCCCGUACUUCCGCCUGAACAACAAGAUCAACAAAAAGCUCCUGCAGGACCGGGCCGCCGAAACCCGCAGCGACAAACUCCCCUACGGCGCCGUGCGCGCCUCGGGCUCCAUCACCGUCUACACGGACCUCGACGCCUUCAAGCAGAUGGUCUACACGGUGCACAACGGCGCCACCGACACGCAGUGCGGCGGCGGCACCCCGCCGGUCUUCAGCGCCACCACCAAAGCUGGCGCCGCGGCGGCCAAGCCGAGUGACAAGGGGAGUAAGACGGGGGAUAAAAAGGACGCUAAAAAUAAGAACGCGAAUGGGAAUGCGCGGUUUGGGUUGGCGGGCGCGGAUGCGAAGGUGGGGAAAAGGAGGGAGGGGGAGGAUCCGGGGGAUUGGGCGAGUGAGUGGUAUGACUAUGGCGAUGAGGCUGAUGAAGACGAUGAGGUGGAGGAGCAUGGGUAUGAGGAUGAGACAAAGCCGGCGAGUGCGGAUGCGGCGGACGUUACUGCCACUGCCACUGCAGCAAAUGCUGCCGCUGCCGCUGCUGUCACGGAGGCGGUGCAGCAGCAGCAGCAGCAGCAGCAGCAACAGGAGGAGGAGAAGAAGAACAGCAGAAGGGGUCAGGAGGAGAUCAUGCAACUCUAUGGACCCGACGGCAAGCCUUUGCCGUAUGAUCCAGACUUGUUCGCCGCGUUUCUGACCGCGACGGGGACGAUUUGGGUGAAUUGA